AUGGGGAAGUUCAGACACAAUCAGAGUUUGAUGAUGAUCCUGCUCGUGCUGCUUCUCGCCGUCUCUGGGCGUGGCCAGGCUCACAGUGUUCGUGGCCAGGAGAUAAAUGGUGCAUGUGUGUGUGAGGUGGACAGCAAAGUUUGGGCUUUUCCUACUGCCAAGUAUGAUGACAUGACAGAACUGCUGCAGAACUGCAACGAUUCACUGCAACAUCUCCACAGACAGACAGAGACGAGCACUAAGACGAUGCCUGAGAUGGAGGUGAAGCUGAAGAACAUGACGGAGAGACUGGAGAAAUAUCAGUAUCUGAACACUCAGGGUCUGUACAACGCUCUACAUCUGAAGCAGCUCAGCCAGGAGAUCCAGCAGCUGCAUGACAUCAUGAGUAACGUCCAGACAAGUAAAGGGGAAGCACAGCAGAUACUCACAGAGUUGCAGAAGUUUCAGGAGGAUGUGAAUAAGAUGUACAAAAAAAACAUCUUCAACCUGGAAACAAUGAGGGAGAAGUUACGCUCUCUUGGUAACCGUGUCCAGACCUGCAGGACCAUCCCUCAAGACUUCAGAAAUUCUUGUUCUCAGCGUAUGAUGAGAAAUAUUAGUGCUCCAGUAGUCACUAAAUUAAACCCGUUUAGUUCAUCUUUCAUCGCUGGAGCUUGGGGUCAUGAUAUCAACAGUGAUGGUGAAGAAAUAUACUGGAUCCAGCCUCUAGCUAACACCCACAGGUUGGGCAUCACUGUGCGCUUCUACCAGGCUUAUGAGGACUUCAUGGCUGGUAAGAACCACAGAGAUGAAACACUGGUCAACUCAUACACUCACGCUAACGCCAUUCAGGGUCCAGGGACCAUCGUUUAUAAGGGUGUAGUGUAUUAUCAGUGCUAUAACACGCCUGAACUCUGUGCCUUCGAUUUGAAAACCAAGCAAUUCCAACGUCUCGCACUUCCUGAUGCCGGAUUCAACAACAAAUUUCCCUACUGCUACUACAACUGCUUGGAUUGGACGGAUAUCAACCUCUCGGCUGACGACAAGGGCUUGUGGGUAAUUUACGCCACGGAAGCAAACCAUGGGAACUUAGUGGUGAGUCGAGUGGACACUGAAGACUUUAGCAUAACACACACCUGGAAGACACGUCUGUUCAAGCGCUCGGUGACCAACGCCUUCAUGGUGUGUGGGGUGCUUUACGCAACUCGCUUCAUUAACACCUACAAAGAAGAAGUGUUCUACGCCUUCGACACGACCACAGGGGCCGAGGACAACACGCUCUCGCUUUCUAUGGAGAAAGUAGCAGCGGGCGUCGCCAACCUUAACUACAACCCCACAGACACGAAGCUCUACAUGUACAACGGUGGCUACAUGAUUGCCUACCAAGCUUCCUUCUAAAAGCUACAUUUAAAUAUAAAAUAUAGAGCUAUAAAUGCAGCAUGAUCACCAGUAUCGUAUAGAAUCAGACUAAAACUUAAUUGCAAGCAGUGGAACACUGCAAAGAUGAAAGAAAAAUGCUUUUUUGUCUCAUUUAAACUUAUAAAUUCUAUUACCAUGCUUUGUUUCCUGGUUUUACAUAUACACACUGACUAAAAUGUAUAUUAUUCAAGUUUCUAGGAACAAAUCCUGUAACUAAACUGUAUUGAAAUGACGAUUGAUUGCUUAUUUUUCAAAUUUUAUGGAAAUCAUAAUUCUUUAUAAUAAUGCUAUUUUUAUAUUUAUAUGAUCUUUACAGUGGUAUACUGGUACAUUAAAAAUGCUGUACAUGUAAAGCCUCAUUAAAGAGAAAUACAUUUUUUAUAUUGACUGAC
Silurus meridionalis is the source of this 1790-nucleotide messenger RNA. RefSeq names its product olfactomedin-4-like. Lineage: Eukaryota; Metazoa; Chordata; Actinopteri; Siluriformes; Siluridae. The transcript has 5 exons. The coding region runs from base 1 to 1377 and encodes 458 amino acids. Gene Ontology annotation, biological process: signal transduction. The record is from RefSeq and is a predicted model, not a curated record.